Malassezia pachydermatis is the source of this 1707-nucleotide messenger RNA. Its product is annotated as vps9 (involved in vacuole trafficking). Lineage: Eukaryota; Fungi; Basidiomycota; Malasseziomycetes; Malasseziales; Malasseziaceae. Gene Ontology annotation, molecular function: small GTPase binding; ubiquitin binding; guanyl-nucleotide exchange factor activity. The record is from RefSeq and is a predicted model, not a curated record. Bases 1 to 1707 code for a protein of 568 amino acids. The transcript has a single exon. Gene Ontology annotation, biological process: vesicle-mediated transport. Gene Ontology annotation, cellular component: endocytic vesicle; cytosol.
AUGGCAGGUGGCACGGCGAACGAGGCCCACGUCGUGGCCGCAACGUCUCCCACAGACGAUGCAGCUUCGUCUAUGGCUGCUGCACCAUCCUCGUCCUCGCCAUCGUCGGCAGCUGCAGAGGCCGCUAGGACCUCUGACAAGGUAUCCACUGCCCCCCACGCUUCGCCGUUGGACGGAGGCGCGAUGCCGCCCUCCAAAGGCAAGCAGAAGCAAACAGAGGAGCUGGAUCCUGCGUUGAAGCGCACAGCGUCCUCCUCCUCUCGGCGCCCUGACUUGCCAGCGGACAAACCCUUUGAUUUCAAUCGGUUCUUGGAGCAGAUGAAACAUCGCAGUGCUGUGCCUGUCAAUGAAUAUGUACGCAGCUUCUUCCGUGGCUUCUCGCGACGGCCCUACAAGCCCGAUGAGCAAGUGAAGUUGAUCUUUGAUUUUCUUGAGUUCAUCGCUGCACGCAUGGCCGAGGCCGAAGUAUGGGCUUCGCUGUCUCCCAGCGACUUUGACCAGGCCACCGAAGCCAUGGAGAAACUCGUGAUGAACCGACUGUACACGUAUACCUUUUCGCCGGCCAUUGCGCUGGAAGGCCGCUGGCCUGUCCAGACAGACGAUCUGCAGCGGGACCAAGCGCUGUCGGAACGUAUCCAACUGUUUGCGUGGGUCGACGAAACGCAUUUGGAUGUCCCGCGUGGACCGCACUCGGAGCGGUUCUACAACUUUGCUACGCAGGAGCUCGCCAAGAUCAACCACUACAAAGCGCCACGGGACAAGACGAUCUGUGUGCUCAACUGCUGCAAGGUCAUCUUUGGGCUCAUUCGGCACCUGGGCGCUGAAGAAGGUGCCGAUGCGUUCAUGCCGCUAUUGAUCCUAGUGGUUCUGCGUGCGAAUCCGCCGCAUCUCGUUUCCAACUUGGAGUAUAUCAAUCGAUUCCGUACGCCGCAACGUCGUACGAGUGAGUCCGAGUACUAUUUAUCGUCGCUCUCAGGCGCCAUGACAUUCAUUGAAAAUAUGGAUCAUACGACGCUCUCCAACGUCACCCAGGAAGAGCUGGAUACACGUGUCCAGCGUGCCGCCGCUACGAUGGAAGCCACUGCAGCGGAACGCGCGGCCGCAGAGGCCCAGAGCCCCACCUUGUCGCUCACAGCCUCCAUGGCCGCCUCUUCGUUGGCCGACGAUACACGUGCCUUUUUGCAGCGGACCAGCGAGGCGGCGCGUGUAGGCUUCUCGCGUCUGUUUUCGGAGCGGCCCGACGCGGUGAUGUCGCCCUCGCCCUUGCCGCCCGCCUCGGAGAUGCAGCCGAUGAUCACGUCGUCGACGUCGCACAGCGCGGCGUUGCAGCCUCAGCCGUUGGUGCCUGUGACGCCCGCAGCGCCGCCUGGCCCUGUCCCCCCGCCGCUGGGCGUCGCGCCGCACGCGCCGAAACGUACACAGACACCGCCGCGAGGCGCGGCUCGAUCGACUCCGUCCCGUGGCCUACUACAGACGUUCCAGGACGAGGAGGACGUACGUGACUCGCCGACGCACCAUGUCGUUGCAGCCACAAGGCGGUCGUCCCAGGACGGCGACGAGACAGAGACGUCGGUGGACGUCGCGGCCGCCACACAAACGCUGCAAUCCAUUUUCCCGCAUGCAGACGUGUCUGUGUUACAGCUUGUGUUGGAAGAGUGUGGCUACAAUGUAGAAUCAGCGAUUGAUCGCUUACUAGAAAUGACAUGA